Molecule: messenger RNA, 6131 nt
Organism: Oncorhynchus mykiss (rainbow trout)
Lineage: Eukaryota; Metazoa; Chordata; Actinopteri; Salmoniformes; Salmonidae
Source: RefSeq, a predicted model, not a curated record
GUGCAUGCAAGCAGUUGCCCCUUCACACGGAUACCGAGACACACAGCAGCAUGGCGAGCCGGGAAAGAGCACAGAGUUUUCUUCACUCAUCAACAAAAACUAAAUUGUCAUGCGUAGGAUUGCUGCGGGUUUUAUUUAUUACUUUUAUACACACGGCGCAGGCGAACAAACAAGCGUUCAUACAGUCAGACACAAUCCUCAAGGUGCUACACUUUGGAGAAGGAGGUCUCUUACAGACAGAGUUUGACUGUGAUCUAAGUUUAUAUAAUCGAAAAAGGCCUGUGGGGAUGCCAGCAAUGGAAAAUAUUUACUUGAAUAAUCCCAGCUCAGAAGAAAUUAGUUUGAUAUCAAUAUCAGCAACAACAGCACAUUUUCAUCCAUCCUAUUUCCAGAAUGUGAUAAUCCCAGCAGGGGGAAACACGUCGUUUGAUCUCGUGUUUCUCGUAGGGAACAUAGAAAAUACUUUAUUUAUUAAUACGGCGAAUCAUGGAGUGUUUACAUACCAGGUGUUCGGGGUGGGUAUCCCCAACCCCUACAGACUACGGCCCUUCAUCGGGGCCAGAGUCCCUGUUAACGGCAGCUUCUCUCCACUCAUAAACAUCCACAACCCUCACAGUGAACCACUGCAGGUUGUGGAGAUGUUCUCCAGUGGAGAUCACCACCAUCUGGACCCGCCUACGGGUCAACAAGGAGGCACCAGAACAUUCUGGGAGAUCCCUCCGUUUGAGACGAAGGGUGUGAUGAGGGCUAGCUUCUCGUCGAGAGAUGCAGACAACCACACAGCCUUCAUCAGGAUCAAAACCAACGAAGACCAGUUUAUCAUUCUGCCUGUGGAGGUCACCGCAGCCCCUGGUAUAUACUCCUCCACAGAGAUGCUAGACUGCGGUACAUUACGGUCACAAGAUUGGCCGGAACAAUUGAACUCACAUCUACUGAAUUCGGGAAGGAAAGAUGUUUGGAUCGCGAGUAUACGGACGAGGUCAUCCAACGAAGCGGUUACCAUCAAUUUCAAAGCAAUCACCCUAAAACCAGGCGAGAGUAGAUAUACCAAAGUUGCAAGUAUUAGUUUUGAUGCAUCAAAAGCAGAAAGACCGGUUCAGUUUUCUGGUAAAAUAACAGUGGAGGUCAAGGAGAUAAACUCAUUUAAACUUGAAGUCCCGUACCAAGCAGAGGUGCUACAAGGCUACCUGGGCUUUGACCACACGGCCACGUUGUUCCACAUCAGAGACAGUCCAGUAGACCCCGUGAACAGAUCCAUCUUCCUUACCAACGCCUUCAACUUUGCUGUCCGCAUACACAACGUCACCCUGCCAGAUGAGGCCAAGACCAUGUUCAGCGUGCAGAACCUCAGCACCCCCGUUCUGAUCCCUCCUCGUGAGUCUCGCUACAUCUUCUCUCUCCUGUUCCGCCCUUCCAUCCACAUCCACAGCAACAUCCUCCUCAACACCAGCAUCUCCAAGUUCCACCUUCCUGUCAGGGCCUACACAGGUUACCUUGAGAUAUUAACAAUCCCAGUGAAGGCUGCGAUAGCAGUGGGGAAGCUAAACAGCUAUCCUGAACACAUCAUCCUACCUCCAUCCUUUCCUGGGAAGAUAGUUCACCAGAGUUUCACCAUCCAGAGUUCCUUCACCCAGAGAGCGAGACUCCGACACAUCCGUUCCCUGACAGAAGACAUUCGGUUCUAUUACAAAAGACUACGUAGUAACAAGAAUGGACUGGAACCUAGACGCAAGUCCAAGGUUGCUAAUAUUUAUUUUGAUGCCGGUUUGCAGUGUGUCGACCACUGUUAUGUGGGGUUGCCGUUUGUUCUGAAAUCUGAGGCUCGUCCCCACGGCCUGGUCUUACAGGAGGACAUCUGGGAUGCUGACAUUGACCUCCACCAGAAACUGCUCCGACGCUGGAGAGAGCUGAAAGAUCGCUCGGGACAUCAAGUUGAGGCGGUGUUUGAAGUCAGCACAGAUCUUCAGGAGACGGUCCAGGCAACAAUAACAGCUCAACAGACCUGGCCGUCGCUGGUUAACGCCUCUCAACAAAUCACAUUUCCCCUCACCAGUACCAAUAGCUCCUCUGAGACGGAGUUUGUUCUAGAGAACCCAGCAGAUGUCCCAGUGUAUGUCCAGAUCCUUCCUCUGGCUCUCUACCCGAACCCCUCUGUGUUUGCUGGGAAACUCGGCGACAGCUUCCCACUGGGAAUGUUGUCCGACAUCGACACAAAAUCACUGGAAUUUCAGGUCACCAGAAACCUAUCGUCUGUAAUGAAGGGAAGCUCAGGGUUUGUGGAGGGCUCGACCAGACCGUUUGUCUACAACGUGCUCCUGCAGCCUGGAGAGGUCAAGUCCUUCAGCCUGAGGUUCACUCCUUCCAGCAACCACUCUGUCUCCUCCCUGCUCAUAGUCAGGAACAACCUGACUGUGAUAGAUGUGAUCGUGGUUCGUGGCCAGGGAACCACGGGGAGCCUGCAGGUAGCUGGGAAACUCCCUGGACCAGACAGCUCCCUUCGCUUCCAAAUGACGGAGGCGUUGCUGAAGGACUGCACAGAGAAGAUCAAGUCCAAAGAGCCCAAGUCCACUCUGAGAAGAACCUUCAGGGUGGAGAACGCUGGUCUACUCCCCUUGUAUAUCCGCUCUGCAGAGAUCAACGGCCAGCCCUGCCAAGGAUACGGAUUCAAAGUUCUCAACUGUCAGCAAUUUACACUUAAACCAAACGCUUCUGAAGACCUAGUGAUACUGUUUACACCGGACUUCACGUCAUCCAGAGUGAUCCGGGAGCUGAAGCUAGUGACGGAGGGAGGGUCAGAGUUUGUGUUUGUCCUGAACGCCUCUCUACCUUUUCACAUGCUGGCCUCCUGCACAGAGACCCUCCCCAGACCCUCCUGGGAGCUGGAGCUAUACGUCAUCGUCUCCCUCGUCAUGAGCUCCAUGUUCCUGCUGGUGAUUGCUAUAGCCUACCUGGAAGCCCAGGGGAUCUGGGAGCCCUUUAAGAGACAUCUGUCUCUGGACUCUCCCAUGGAGACGGGCAGACCCUUCGAUCUCAGGGAAAUAGUACGCAUUUCAAGUGAUGCUAACUUGAAUGAUUUCAGCGACGCCCACCAGAACCCGACCAGGGGGAUGUAUGGUUCUGGUAGCGAGGUGUCCCGGGUCGGGAGCCGAAACAGCAGAGCCUCCAUGGACCUUGAUGGACAGAGAGCCAGGAUGGACUUUGAUCGAUCAACUAUGCAAGCCUCCUCCACCUUCUCUUCCUCCCAGCUAGCCAAUGGCGCCCCGGUUUCCUGUCAGCUGACCAAUCGGAAGGCGCGGAGCUCCAAGAGGCAGCAGGGUGGAGGACUCCUGGACCUCCAGAACGGGGGCCCUGGGUCAGGGUCGUCUCUGCCCCACAGAAGGUGCUGUUCUGGGGGAGAGGACCCAGACUACGCCAGCCUCCUGGGGGCCAUGGAUAACGACCUGAACAGACCUGAAUCACCACCUCUACAGGAACACAACGUUUCUCUGCCUACACAGAACAAUGUGCUAGACUCUAAAGGAAAGCAGCUGAGAGGUAAAACUAAUGCUCAGAGAAAGAGAGCGGAGAAGGAGAGGAGAGCAAAGGGAAAACCACCUCAGGGAGACCAGCUGAAGGAUGUUUUGGAAGACAAUGACGACAGCUCCUCUACCACCACAGAGACCUCCAACCCUGAUGUAGAGGCCAGCAACAAAGAGGAACCAGUGAAGAAGAAGGGCAGAACAGCAGUGACUCUGGAGAAAGAGGAAACCAAACCCCAAACCAACAAGCGACAACCCAACACAAAUGAUCAAUCUAGUUCCCUGGAGCUCCCUUACAUCACAGCCCUGGAGAACAAACAACGCAAGACCUUCACAUCCAAAGCCCUCAUCCACUCUGCUCUCUCCACCGCCCCUACAGCUAGGACUCUGCAGAAACCCAGACCUGGGUCUCUCCCCCAUCUCAACUCGUCUGAUUGUUCUGUACUUGUGCCUUGUGGGAAGCUGGAGGAUUCUUGUCCGUUUCCCAUGGUGAAGCGGUUGUCAAACGGCUCGGUCUCGGUUUCAGAGCUGGGUCACAGCAGCAGCUCCGAGGGAGAGAAGGAGUUCGCUGCUACUGAAUGGGACAACCCACUGCUCACCAGAAUCACCAACCAAGCCGACAGUCUCCAGCAGACCUCCCUCCAGACCAUGAAUGCAGACACCUUCCUGAAGAGACCCAUCUCAGCUAGGACCUACUCCCAUCCCCGCUCCUCCCCCAGCCUAGUGACCAGGGGAACAUACAGCCAAGUACUCAAUGCCAAUAGUGAGACCAACUUGAAGAAGGCACCAGGGAACAAGCUAGCUAAUGCCACCUCUCUCCCGGGCAAGAAUGGCAAUCCUACUUUUGCAGCUGUGGCUGCGGGAUACAACAGAAGCCCAGGUGGCAGUGGCCCAGGUCAAAGAGCCCAAUGGAAGACUUUAGCUCACGUGACCUCAGUGGAGAGCGACAGCUCAGACAGCUCAGGAUUAUGGUCUCCCAUAGGAUUCAACCCUGCCAACUCCUUCUCUGCAUUCGGACCCAACAACUCCUUCAAUCUGACAGGAGUCUUCCGUGGGAUGUCCUUCCCGAAGACAUCCGAGCCUCAGCAGACUUGGCCUGAGUUGAGCUCUGCGUCCUCGUCUCUCUGGGACGCCACCAGCAACCCCCUGCACUCCUGGCUCAGCAGCUCCCCCACUGUCCCCACCGCAUCUGUCCUGGGUAGCAGCAGGAACCCCUGGUCCACCACCACCCCCUUUGGCAGCUCCAUCUGGUCCACUAGUGGAGACACUGCACUACACUCCUUCACUCCCACCUCCUCCACCCUCCCAGACUUACCCAGCAGCAUCCCCACCCUGGGCCUGGCCCCUCCAACUGCCCCCACUGAGAUGAGCCAUUCCUACGACCCCUGGAGGCCCACCCUCAGCAGACAUGGCUCAGAGCCCUGGUCCAGCCACUGAGGAGUAACAGGCACUCGCUCUUAGCCUGGUCCCAAAUCUGUUUCAGCUCGUGCCAACUCCAAUGCUGUCUUUAUCAAGCCAAACAUGGCGACGUGGCAUGAAAAUGAUUGCCAAAGAGUUGGCGUAGCACCAACAGGCUGGAACUCAGGCUAACUCGCUCUCACAGAUGUGAUAAUUCUUAACUGAAUUAUCACGUAAAUCAUGCAUUCAUGUAAAUGGCAUAUUUACGUCAUGUGAGCAGACCUCAUGUACGGAUGCUGGUCUAAAUCAGAAACAUACCAUGGUAUCAGUUGUUAAACAGUACUUGAACAUACAUCAAAAAAAAAUCAUUUUAUCGACGAGUCCCGUCUAGAAAAGGUUUCAAUGUAAUUUGGUAGCCCCAGCACUUUCUAACACCAACCAAAACCCCCUGAUCAUUUAGUUCACAGCAGUUACAUGCUUUUUAUUCAGGGGGGGAUUGGUAAAUACAGUCUUGAUUCAGAUUCAUUUUUAGGGACACCUCUUAAAUGUAAACAAGAGGAAAGGAAUGUUUUUACCGACACAGGCCGCUGUAACACCUUGGACCAGAGCUAGGUAUUACUGGUCUCUUGUUCACUAGCUCUGGUCCAGGUCGCUGUAACACCCUGGACCAGAGCUAGGUAUUACUGGUCUCUUGUUCACUAGCUCUGGUCCAGGUCGCUGUAACACCCUGGACCAGAGCUAUGUAAUGCUGAUCUGUUGUUCACUAGCUCUGGUCCAGGUCGCUGUAACACCCUGGACCAGAGCUAGGUAAUGCUGGUUUGUUGUUCACUAGCUCUGGUCCAGGUCACUGUAACACCCUGGACCCGAGCUAGGUAAUGCUGGUCUGUUGUUCACUAGCUCUGGUCCAGGUUGCUGUAACACCCUGGACCAGAGCUAUGUAAUGCUGAUCUGUUGUUCACUAGCUCUGGUCCAGGUCGCUGUAACACCCUGGACCCGAGCUAGGUAAUGCUGGUCGGUUUUGUGGCUCAGUGCUGCUGUAUGGUGCAGUGUUACUCUGUUGAAAUAAGCACGUUGUGUGUAGCAGACACAUACAACGCAUUUGGAAAGUAUUCAGACCCAUUGACUUUUUCCAUAUUUUGUUUAGGUUACAGCCUUAUUCUAAAAUUGAAUAAAUAAAUGUUUUUUCCCUCAAUCUUCACACAAUACCCCAUAAUG